AGAACAGGGAGGGAAAAAACGAAGAAUAGAGGAGCGACCCCUUAGAGACUCGAGAAACGGCAAUUGAACCUUACAAGAGGUCCGUUACCAGCAGACUCGAAAAGGCGAUAAUGAAUGGAUGAAGCUGGAGCUGGAAAAGGAAAAAAAAAUUCUCGAGAUAAAGCGAAAAGACGGAGAUGUAUCAGUCACGUGAGAAUCUAGUUCUUUUUGGGUUAGGACGCUGAGAUUAGCUAAGCACAUACAAAUCUCUAGAGUUUCAGUUGUUGCUGUGAACAGUGUCUCUUAAAUUGGCAGUACGUGUUAAUUUACUAUAUUAAGUAUGCCGAUAGGUGCUUUUAAACGACCUGAGGUGCUCUAUUAUUAUAUCUCUCUACCACACCAGUAUCCUCCCGGCGCAAAAAAGUCCGCAGCCACAAAAAAUUCCCACCUGCGGAAAGCAUUCGAGGCUUUGAUGCCGUGAUAUAUCGCCAAUUUGCCGUUUAUAUUCCCCGAUUGCCAAGGGCAGAGAAGCCAACAUGCUGCAGGAAAGACUGCGUGUCCUUGUUGUAGGGAGUGGUGGUCGAGAGCAUGCAUUUGCUUGGAAGCUCAGCCAUUCGCCAAGUGUCGAUAUUGUUUAUGUUGCACCUGGAAAUGGAGGUACGGCAGCAGGCGACUCCAAGAUAACCAACGUCGAUAUCAAGGUCGACGACUACGCGGGAUUGGUAGCGUUUUCUCAAAAGAACGAUAUCAAUCUUGUCGUCCCGGGCCCUGAAGCCCCGUUGGUGGAUGGCAUACAGAAAUUCUUUCAAUCCGUUGGAAUCAGGUGUUUUGGUCCUUCACAGGCUGCAGCACGCAUGGAAGGCUCAAAGACGUUUUCCAAGGAUUUCAUGAAACGCCAUAACAUCCCAACCGCUGCCUACGAAAACUUCAACGAUUAUGCCGCAGCAAGUAAAUAUUUAGACUCCGUCAGCCAUGGUGUUGUUAUCAAAGCUAGCGGCCUUGCUGCCGGGAAAGGAGUUAUUAUCCCCCAAUCGAAGGAAGAAGCUCAAAAGGCUCUACGGGAAAUUAUGCUCGACCGACAGUUUGGAGAGGCGGGAGACGAAGUCGUUAUUGAAGAAUUCCUUGAGGGAGACGAGCUUAGCAUUCUUACAUUCUCCGAUGGGUAUACGGUCAGGUCUCUCCCACCCGCGCAAGAUCACAAACGCAUCUUUGACGGAGAUCAAGGCCCCAAUACGGGAGGCAUGGGUUGCUAUGCGCCAACACGAAUUGCAUCAAAGGAAGUCCUUGAAGAGGUUGACAGAACUGUCAUUGUACCCACCAUUAACGGAAUGAGGAAAGAAGGUUUCCCAUUCGUUGGAAUUCUAUUCACUGGACUUAUGAUGACCAAGAACGGACCCAAGGUCCUUGAAUAUAACGUCCGUGGCGGUGAUCCAGAAACACAGACUCUUUUACCCCUCCUGAGCGAUGAUACUGAUCUAGCUGAGGUGAUGAUUGCCUGUACUGAUCAUUGGCUUGAUGGCGUCACGAUAAAAAUUGAGCCGAAAUUUUCCGCAACCGUAAUCGCCGUCGCGGAGGGCUAUCCAGGUUCCUACGCGAAAGGUCGAGACAUUUCUCUAGCUACACCCGCCGCAGAUACCCUAAUUUUCCACGCGGGCACUACUCUAACGAACAACCACCUUAAAACUUCUGGUGGCCGAGUUAUCGCGGCGACUUCGACAGCCGCCACUCUCGAGGACGCAGUCAAGAACUCCUACACGGGCAUCUCCACCAUCCAUUUCCAAGGGAUGCAUUACCGCAAGGACAUCGCGCACCGCGCCUUCAGAUCCACAUCCACCACCGCAACCUCCACCUCCGGCGCCGAAUCCCUCACCUACGCCGCUGCCGGCGUCUCCAUAGACGCGGGCAACGACCUCGUCAAACAAAUCAAAGCCAACGUCGCACAGACUCGACGCCCAGGAACCGAUGCAAUAAUUGGCGGCUUCGGCGGCACCUUCUCCCUCUCAACCUGCAACUCAGGCUUCCACCCCUCCUCGCCAACCCUAAUAGGCGCCAUCGACGGCGUCGGCACAAAACUCGUCAUUGCCCAUGAAAUGCGCACGCAUAAUACCGUCGGCAUCGACCUAGUAGCCAUGAAUGUCAACGACCUCGUCGUCCAGGGUGCUGAACCCCUCUUCUUCCUCGACUGCUACAGCUGCGGCAAGCUCGACGUCGCCACCGCAGCCGCAUUCGUGUCCGGCGUCGCGGCCGGCUGCGUCGAUGCCGGUUGUGCAUUGGUCGGCGGUGAAACAGCUGAGAUGCCCGGGUUAUACGUGGGCACGAGUUAUGACGCCGUGGGCGCGGCGGUUGGGGCGAUCGAUACCGCAAAGCGCACAAUUCUCCCCGACUUGGAGAAAAUGCAGGUUGGCGACGUGCUCCUUGGCCUUGCCAGUAGCGGCCCGCAUUCCAACGGAUACUCUCUGGUACGAAAGAUUGUCGAGCGUUCGGGCUUGUCAUACCACGAUGUUGCGCCCUUUGAGACCACAGCCUCGUCCCUGGGUGUUGCGUUGCUGACCCCUACACGGAUCUAUGUUAAGCCACUUCUAGCGGCGCUUGCUACGGCUCCAGGUGCGAUUAAGGGUCUCGCACAUAUCACCGGUGGCGGACUGGUGGAGAAUAUUCCUCGUGCGUUACCAAAACAUCUAACAGCUCUUGUUGAUGUGGCGUCAUGGUCUUUGCCGCCGGUGUUUAGAUGGCUAAAGAAGACCGGUAGGGUUACAGGGGCGGAGAUGGGGCGGGCGUUUAAUAACGGGAUUGGCAUGGUUAUCGUUGUUGGGAAGGAGAAUGCGGAGCGUGUGAAAAGUCUGUUGGAGGAAAAGGGAGAAAAGGUGUUCGUUGUUGGAGAGUUGGCUACGCGUGGAGAGGACGAAGGCUGCGUGUUGAAAAAUUUGGAGAGCUGGGAGUAAAUUUUGAUGUUUGGUUGUUUGGUUACGGAUUUUGUACGUCGUUUAUGACUUUCUCUUUGAUAGAUCUAUUUUAUCUUUCUGUUUAGUGCUCGGUACAUUGACUGUAAAUUUUUUAAAAGCAAUACACUACAUUUGGCUAUUGGGCCGCUCACUUCCCCUCCUCUUUGAUAAGUUAGUAUGAACUCGAAGGCCCCACCCAUGCUUAUGCAUUUAUAGUCGGGCGCGUUUACUUUAAUUGGCGCAUACAUCACUUUAUUUCAACCUCUUCUUAUUACGAUAAUCCCGCGAAAGUAGACAAAUACCUACUCACAGUUAUUCUCCCUCAUCAACAGACUGUAAAUUAUUAAGGUGGAAUAUUCGUAAAUCAAAC
This is a messenger RNA of Blastomyces gilchristii SLH14081, 3291 nucleotides long. RefSeq names its product bifunctional purine biosynthetic protein Ade1. The record is from RefSeq and is a predicted model, not a curated record. Gene Ontology annotation, cellular component: cytosol. The coding region runs from base 516 to 2921 and encodes 801 amino acids. Gene Ontology annotation, biological process: 'de novo' IMP biosynthetic process; adenine biosynthetic process. The transcript is spliced from 5 exons. Gene Ontology annotation, molecular function: metal ion binding; phosphoribosylformylglycinamidine cyclo-ligase activity; ATP binding. Lineage: Eukaryota; Fungi; Ascomycota; Eurotiomycetes; Onygenales; Ajellomycetaceae.